Messenger RNA from Podarcis lilfordi (Lilford's wall lizard), 18980 nucleotides. Lineage: Eukaryota; Metazoa; Chordata; Lepidosauria; Squamata; Lacertidae. The record is from the annotation of a GenBank genome assembly.
GGAAGUGUGGGGGCGGGGGCGCGCGCGCGGGGUGGAUCUGGGCGGUGGCGGGCGGCGUUUGUCACCGGUGGCGGCAGAAAUAGCAGGAGCAGCGGCACCGGCGCAAGGUAGAGGCCGGCACUGGGCAAGGGGGCUGCGGCUGAGGUCGGGACUUCUCGGGUUUUUGACGGGCUGCUGCUGCAGUGCCUGGGAGCCUCCUUUUCUCCCGAAUUUCCCCCCCGCCCCAUCCGGCUUCUGCACCCCACCCUCCUUGGCUUUGGCGAUGAUGGUCGCCCGCCGCUCUCCGGGGUGGUUUUUUGGUUUCCCUUCCGCCCUAGUGGGAGUCGCACCCCUCAGGGCCGGUUUGCGUUAUGAAUGGGCGACCUCUGCGCGCUCCCUUUAAUAUCUCGGUUGGGGUGCCGUCCAUUGAGCUCCGCAGCUAACUUCGUCUCCUCCUUAUUCUGUUAUUACUUAGAUCAAGUUAAAUAUCUCCAUCGCUUAAUAGUCUCCCGUGCCUGUUAGUGCUGCCAUGUAGGCACCUGCUGGCAUGGGGUGCGGGAGGGAAUAAACUUCCCUUUCUGCUGGCUAAUCCUGGAUCUUUUUUUACUCUGUUCAUACCCAGAUUUCUUGUUCCUGCCUUCCUUUAUAAUAAGUGACCAGUUCCCAUUAUAAACUGCUUUUGUUUCUUUGUCUGUUUUGUUGGAAUAGACGUAAAGUGUAUCUCUACCUGCUCUAUAGCUGCUUGGGUAGGCGUCCUGGCCUUCACAACUUCCUGGUCUUUCCUCCAUAGGAGCUUUAUUUUUUCCUCAGCAAUUUCCUUCAAGUCAAGCCUGCAGCAAGUGUGUUAACGUUAUUUUUCUAAGUGCCUGCUUGGUGUCUCAUGACAUGAAAUGUCACACAAGGCCUUUGAGAAAGUUGCUGUAUGAGAGAGUAUGGGUGAGCUUGAGUAUGGCUCAGGGCUUUAUUUGAGCUAAAACUUGGCAUUUUGACACUGGUUUCCCCCCUGAAGUAAGGGAGACUCAGUGUUGUACAGAGAGUACCAUUUCAUCCAUGACUGAGUUGAUAUAUUUCUGUUUCUAGGUUUAGCACAGAGGAAGCCAAUGUGGUGCUAUCCAGGUGUUGUUGGACUCCUGUCACCUCUGACCAUGCUGCUUAGGGCUGAUGGGAGUUCUAGCUCAGCAGUCUUAAUGUGAACGCUCUACAGGCUUGAAGAGCAUCUCUCCUUUUUAUAUUAAGCCCUGGUGUGGGUGAUCGUUCAUAUCGCAAUCACUAAAAAAGGUCACUACUCAAACUGUUUUAUUAACAAAACCUUUAUUUGAGCCUGUUCUCUCCAUGGUAUAUACUUCAUGUUGGCUCUGCUUAUAGAACCUUACAAAGGGGCUGGAUUGAAACAUUGGGACUAAUUACCUUCACAUUGAGAUGUGGAUGAAAUGCAUAUCCUAUGGACCAACAGCAUGCUAUGCAGCUAAUGUUAAUUCCAUAGCAAAAUGUGAUUGAUAAUAGGGUACGUAUUUAUGGCGGCAUGAUCAUAUUUGUGGCUAAAAGUCACUGGAUGCAGAGGACUAAUUUGACCACUAUACAUUUGUAGGGCUUUGUUGCCAUAGGUAGGGCUGUAUCACUUUUUGACAUUGGAUUAAUGACACUGAUAAAAUGUUUUCGAGGUAAAAUGGCUGAUCUAUUCUUCUAGCAGUCUUCUGGAAAGACCAAGAGAUGCUGGAUGGGCACCCACAGACCUGGACUCUGUUGUUACGGAGUAUUCUGUUGUCUAAGCGUCCACUAGUAACAGAGGUGUUGAGAGUGGGAGACACAAUGUUAUCUGCACAAGUUAGUCAUACCUUAUCUGUAAGGUGUGUGUGUAAAUCUAGUGCCAACUUCUCAGUCCUGCAAACAGUUAUAAGAAUAUAAAUUACAAAAAGGCUGUAAAACAAUAUUCCUUCUAACAGUAAUUCUAUGUCUGUAAUGGCUUAGAUGCAACAUGUAUUUUGUCUGCAUCCUUUCUGAGAGUGCACUAAAUCUUAGCUACAUUUCCUGAAUCAGCCUGGUUGCACAGUAGGCUUCCUCUUAUAGGCUGCAACUAAUCAGCCAAGAUUUGGUUUAGGGUGGGGACCUUUUUGGCUCUACAGGCCACAUUUCACAGUCACAAAUGAUGUCUGGAGAACUAGCAGGCAGAAAGGUGAUGCGAAAAGCAAGGUUCCCUUCCCACUUCAUUUCAGCAGCUUAUUUCACUGCAAACCAAUGUUGGAAGAUGAUCCUGCUUUGUGCAGGGCUUCCGAUUCCUGACAACCAGCUGGUUGUUGGGCACUUCGGAAGCUGCUUAAGCAGACUAUGACAAGACCUCACCCUUUUGGCUAAGCCCUGUCCCUACUCAUGUGGGGUAAGGUACAUAAGAGUGGCUUGCCCAAGGUGGCCUCACUGUCCAAAUGGGGAAGUCCAGAAUGCCAAGAUUGGCCCCUGGGUCAGAGAGUCCCGGGGGACUGAAAUCUGGUCAGUCUUGAUGCUCAGUGAACCACAUCAGGAAUAUGCUGGAAGCAGAAGCUUUAUCCUUGAUGUAGCCAUUCUGUAUGAAAAAAACUCAGCAAGGAAGAUGACUCUCUUCUGCUUUAGGGAAUGUAUGGGGUUGUUUUUUUCUUAUCGGCAGGCUGUGGGUGAAAUAAAGGAAUUGUAAUUAAGGAUUUCAGUGACUACAGUCAAGCAGUGAUUAGUGGAUCUUUGAUAAGUGAUCUAGCUGCCAGUGUGCUACAAGUUAUCCAGUCUAUCUACCUACUUUACACUGGAUUGCUUCAGCUGCUUUGCCAAUCUUGUGGCGCUGUUCUGUAAGGGGUCCUGCCAGCUUGGUCUUCACUUUCUCAGUUCCAGCAUUCAGAGCUCAUCUAACACACAACUCUGACCUUUCAGCACCAGUGAUCUACUGGCUUUGGGCUUCCUAAUGUUUUAGGUUGGCACUGUAGCAGUACCAGUAAAAGCCAGGACUCCUGUCAUGCCUUUACUCUGGUCAAUAUUUGCUACUCUGUUUCCAUGGUGAGUGCUUGUGUAUGCUGCAGCUUAGCAAACUUGUACUAUCAGCUAACACAUCGUGGCAAAUGAACGUUGCACAGCGCGUAAAUGUGCCUAAUUCUCCACCAGUAUGAGAACUUCAGAGCACUCAAGCAAAGCUAACCAAUGCUUGGAGGUUAUGAAAUGCUAGUUUGUGAAAGAGUUCUGUAUCAGGAUUUAAAGGCUGCGAAUGUUUUAGCAACAAAGUCUUUUCAAUUCUGUACAAAAUGUUAACAGAUGUGGUCAAAACCAGCAAGAGUUACAUGAUCUGGCAAUCAAUGGCUUCCUGCAUCCCCUGGCUCAAUUGUGCAUGUAAAAAGGAUAAAUCCAAACUCCCCACUGAUCCCUUUCUCCCUCACUGCAGCAGAGUGCAUUAGCUCUAAGGCUAAUGGGAUCUCCAGUUCGUUCAGAUGGAACCUUCUGCCAAAGUGAAUUAGUGGCUCAGCCUUGGGGACCAUUCGUGUGAGGAGCUUCUGUUCUUGCCUCUCAUCAGCAGCAAAUUUCCCUGGUGGCAAAACCCUGUGUCUUCCCUGCAGUGCUGAAUGUUCCUCUGUCUGUCUGGCAGCCUGAUUAAUGAUGUGGAUUGUGCUUUCUUGGAAGACCUUGAAUCUUUGCUUCUCUGGGCCCCCCUUCUUCCCUUUAGAAACCUCCAAAGGGUGAAAAGGCUGGAUGAGUAGUGAGGGUCUGUCAGUAAAAGAAACUGGGAGCAGUGCCGGCAAGCAGUACGGCUGGGCAGUUGCAAACAAGCUGCCCUGCUGCUCCUGAAAGAUGUUAGCUGUAUAAUAGAGCCCAAUGCAUUAGUUUUGACCCUUUCAUACUAAAGAUUGCUUACACAUUUACUUUCCUCUGUACAGUAUAGUGAUUUUAUCCCAUGAAUGAAAGUGUGUGUGAAGUGGGUUUCCCCUCCCUGAACCAUUGUAUUGACCCAUUGUCUGACGAGUGGGUGGCAUGUAACAGACUGAUAUAGCCAGUGUUGUAUUGGUCAGUCUGUGCUGACCAAGGAAUGAGAUGGUCAUUUUAAUGCUGCAGAGAAUAUAUAGAGCCAUUUGCUGUGAGAGCAAUUGGGAAUUGGACCGUACAGAUGUAGUUAAGUACCCUAAUCACUUGAGGGCAGGCAAGCUUUUCUGUGUUACUAAUUGGCUGUUUUUAAUCUCAGAUACUUUUAGGUGUUGCCUGAAAUCUUCAGAUGCAAAAUUGGCUCAGAUUAUUAUACCCCUCUGAGUUAAUCAUGUCAACAUGAUAGUGGCUCUCAAAUUCAGGUGCUUGAGGAUGCCAGCUUGCUCUAGAGCUAUAUUUAGGUCUAGAGGUGCUCCAGUUCCUAGAUAAUUUGUCAGUUCUAUAUUAGUACGGGAAGUGUUCUAAAUAGUCCUUGAAGCUGCAGUGCUAGUUAAUUCCCCUUUUCCUCACCCAUCUUCUCUUCCUAGGUUUGCACACUUUCCAGUUCAGAUAGGACACAAAUAUAGCGUUAAAAUAACCCCCUUCUUUUUUUGCUCUUUUCGUCUUUAAUUUCCUGUUCCUUCUAGAUGGCAUAGAAUAAUUUUCCAAAAAUAAGUGUAUGUAGUUCAUGUGGAAAACAUGAACUAAUUUUGAAAUGAUGCACUCAUAACUUUGACCUAAACUCUGUUAGCACUACAUGGUCUAGUGUAGGCUAUGCAUGCAUGUAUGAACAAAUUGUUCCAAUGUAUCUAAAUAUUAUUGUGGUCUGUUGGUGAUCCUUAACAUUUUUAAUGUGCUGAUAUGACUUAACAGUCAUAAUGGAACACCCAUUAUGGGUGGAAUGGAAUACCCAACAAUGGAAUACCCAACAAGAGGGGUAACUGAGUUUGUUUAAUCUGUGUUUAAGCAAAAGCAAAACCUUUUGGUGCUUUAAACUAAUGAAUUCAUUUUGGCUUUUGCUUUCAUGCCAAAUUCCAUGAUUUGCAUGUAUCUGCAAGCUUACAGGCAUCGCCCUGCCCAUGCUCUCUGCUGUAGAAGAUUUAAGGUUGUACAAAAGGUUCUAGUACUAAGCUUGUUGCAUAUGAUUCUGUGGUUUGAUAAUGGAAAGAUCUAGUAGUACAGUGGUGCCCCGCAAGACGAAUGCCUCGCAAGACGGAAAAACCGCUAGACGAAAGGGUUUUCCGUUUUGAAGUUGCUUCGCAGGACGAAUUCCCCUAUGGGCUUGCUUCGCAAGACGAAAAUACCUUGCGAGUCUUGAGAUUUUUUUUCGCUUUUCCCCCCCUUUAUCUAAUCUGCUAAGCCUUUAAUAGCCUUUAAUAGCCUUUUAGCAGCUAAUCCCCUAAGCCUUUAAGCCUUUAAUAGCCGCUAAACCGCUAAUAGCGCUAAUAGCACUAAUCCGUCAAUGGGCUUGCUUCGCAAGACGAAAAAACCGCUAGACGAAGACUCUCGCGGAACGGAUUAAUUUCGUCUUGCGAGGCACCACUGUAUAGACAAGGUGAAUACAGGGGAAGCUAAACAAAGCUUGCUGUAGUUAAACAUAGAUGCUCGCAUUUCAGUUUAUGUAUGUGGCUUUUCGCUCAUGUGACUUACACCUAGCUAUUUGCUGGAAUCAAAAGGCGUCAUGGCACCAUAAAGCAGUAGUGAGGAAUUGAUGGUCCUUCAAGUCUUGUUGGAUGCCAACACCCAUUAGCCCCAGGCAGCAUGCUCAGUGGUUAAACGUGAUGGGAGUUGUUGUCCACCAAUGUCUUGAGGACCACAGGUUCCCUAGUCCUGUUUUAGAAUAGUACAAAACUCUUGGCCUUGGUGUACCAGCCUAACCCUGGCAGUACUUUGGAGCACAAGUUGCUUUACUGUGAUUUUGAACAACGCUGCGUGAUUUCCAUGGGAGUCUCCCCCACCCACCCAAAAUUUGUUCUCUCUGCUGUUUAAGAUACUGUGGCACCAAUCUUGCAAGAGUUUGUGCCACUGUUCCCCUCUGCUGUGCUUGGAAAAACUGGAAAGUGUAACUUGAAUGGCUAUUUCUGGUAUUGGGCACAGCCAUUGUGGCAGAUUUCAUGAGCAGAGGGCCUGAGAGCAUGAUUAAAAACAAAUCUGCUGGUGUUGCUUUGACUGCCACCUGGAAAUGGCGAUAAAGGGCCUUUGUUCCCUCUAGGCGGUCUUUAUCCUGCUGACCCUUAGAAAACUGCUCUCUUCCUCCAAGGAAGGGGCUUAAGAGGCUGGUUAGAAAGUGGCCUUCCUCUUUGAUUGGAAGCGGCUCCUCUUAAUGCAGGCAGGGAUUUUGUGACCUGAUAUGAAGGGAAGCUGCACCCUGACAAGGGCCUAUGAGCUUGCCCUCCCCCCUCAAAGCCUUCUCUGUUAUUUUUUUUUUUUUUUUUUUUUUUUUUUAAAUAUUUUAUUAAGGAUUUUCUUGUUUUACAGAAGCCUUCUCUGUUAUACUACAAUUGCAUGGCCCCUUCGCCUGCAGCAAAUCUGCAUGUACUGGUAGCAAAGUCUGCUUUCUAGGACUGCAUAGUCCCUUGUGUGUGGUGGGGCCAGGCUGUGGUGUCUGCCUUCCCUGGAAGUCCUGGCAGUUGAAAUGGCUUUCCAGCCUCAUAUUGACAGAAGUCUUUAGAGGAUUAACGUUCUGGCCUGGGGCAGGGAGACAGGGGUGGCAAAGUGUCCUCAUAUUCUGUGCCGCUGCUGGGCUUGCACUGCUUUGUGAAUGGUGGAAUCAUGCAAUCCAGUUCUGACAGCUCCUGUCCGACUCUUUUCUCUCCCCCCUCCCAUUUAAAUUUAUUUUUAUUAAAGAUUUGCCUUUCUUACAAAUCAGUUACAUUUAUUGUGAGACAAUUGUGUUGAGUACAGUAUAAGGUUGGGGAAGAAGAGGGGUGGUGUGAUGAGGCUUAUAUUCUUUUAUAUACAGUGGUACCCCGCAAGACGAACGCCUCGCAAGACGGAAAACCCGCUAGACGAAAGGGUUUUCCGUUUUGGAGGCGCUUCGCAAAACGAAUUUCCCUAUGGGCUUGCUCGCAAGACGACAGCCCAUAGGGAAAUCUCAGGGACAGCGGGAAGCGCAGCGCGUCUUCCCACUGUCCUCGGACCUCCUCCGAAGCCUGGCGGCGGGGCGGGGACACCUCCUCCCGCCGCCGCCGGGCUCGGAAGGCUCCUCCGGCCGGGCGGGGGAGGGAACACCUGCCGCCGCCGCCCGGCUCGGAACGGUGCUCCGGGCCGGGCGGGGGGAGGGAACACCUGCCGCCGCCGCCCGGCCUCGGAACGGUGCCCGGCCGGGCGGGGGAGGGAAGACCUCCCCGCCGCCCGGCCCGGAACGGUGCUCCGAGCCGGGCGGGGGAGGGAACACCUCCGCCGCCGCCCGGCUCGGAACGGUGCUCCGGCCGGGCGGGGGAGGGAAGACCUCCGCCGCCGCCCGGCUCGGAACGGUGCUCCGGGCCGGGCGGGGGGAGGGAAGACCUUCUGAAGGCGGGCGGGGGCGAAGUCUUUGCUCCCCUGCCUGCCUGUCCCGGAGGGCUUUUGAAGGCGGGGAGCAAGACUUCGCCCCCGCCCGCCUUCAGAAGAGGUCCAGGACCUCUUCUGAAGGCUGGCGGGGGCAAAGUCUUUGUCCCCCUGCCUGCCUUCCCAGGGGCUUUAAAUUGCCCCGGACAGCGGAGAAGUCCUCCGCUGUCCCGGGGUGAUUUUAAAAUGCCGCCCGCCAGCAUUUUAAGAUCGCCCGGACAGCGGAGAAGUCCUCCGCUGUCCCGGGGUUUUAAAAUGCUGGGGGUGGGAAGAAAAGCCCUUGCCCCCCCCCCAGCCUUCAGAAGAGGUCCGGGGACAGACUGUCCCCGGACCUGGUCUGAAGGCGGUUUACCUAGGAACGCAUGAAUUGAUUUUCAAUGCAUUCCUAUGGGAAACCGUGCAUCGCAAGACGAAAAACUCGCAAGACGAAGAGACUUGCGGAACGAAUUAAUUUCGUCUUGCGAGGCACCACUGUAGUGUACGUGUGGGGUUUUGUGUCAGCGUCAACUGGAUAGGUUCUCUUUCUAUUUGUUUAUUACAUUUCCUUGGUAGUGAGAGGUAUUGGGGGGCAGGGUGUGGUUAGUGGCUAUGGUUGGCUGCAGUGGGGUUUGUUUGCAUUUGUGAGGUGGGGAGAAGGCUUGUUGAGUCGGGUAAGCCAGACUGAUUCGUAUUCUGUCAGUGGGUUCUUCUUGUCUUGUUGGGCUGUGUAUGUGAUAAAUGGGAGCCAUACUGGGGUGAAGGCAUCCUCUUCUAUUUGUCCCUGUGUCAGUUUCAGUUUUUCGGUUAGCUUUUCUAGUAAGGCCUUUUCUCAUACAAUUUGAUACCAUUGGUCUAUGUUUACUCCUGACAGGUCUCUCCAGUGACUGGCUAUGGGGCUUCUGGCUGCUGAGAGUAGGUGGGAUAUAAGCUCUGUAUGUGAGUCGCCAUUAUGAUCUUGGAAGAUGUUCAGUAGUGCCAGUUCUGGGGUGCGUUCUAAUACCUGUUUAGUUAUUAUGCAUAUCUCUUGUAGGACUGCUUUCCAGAAGGGUUGGAUUUUAGGGCAUUCCCACCACAUGUGGAGGUAUGUGCCUGUGGAGAUGCAACCUCUCCAACAUCUUAGUGAGGUUCCUGGGCAUAUCAGCGCCAGUUUCCGUGGUGUUAAGUACCACCUGUAGGUGAGUUUCAGAGUGAGUUCUCUUCUUUUGGCUGAUACGGAUUUAAAGGGAGGUUUAGACCACAUUCUAGUCUGUUGGGUGGAGUUAAUUUCAUAGCCUAUGUCGUGCUCCCAUUGCUCUUUGAUUGCGUUAAGGGAGUUUGUGGGAUUUUGGAGCAGUAUUUUGUAUAUUGUGGAUACCAUCCCUUUGCCAUGUCCCUCUGCUGCCAGGAGAAGGUUUUCGAAGGUGAUCAAGGGCCUAGUCGCUGCUGAUUUUACUGCUGGAUUGUUUAAGAAGGCAUGUAGUUGAUGGUGUGGUAGCCAAGGUAUUUCUGUGUCCCCUAGUUUGGCUUGUAUUUCUUGUUUUGGUAUGGAUUUUUCGUUUUCAUAGAAGUCUUUUAGAUAGUGCCAGGUUUUUAUCUGGAGGUUUUGUGCUGCGUGUUGUAAUAUGUGGGUGAUGGGCCAGGGGGGUUAAGGGGGACUGGGAUAGUUUGCCUACUUUUUUCUUCUGUGUGAACCUGUGUCGUGGGGAUUUUCUUCAGUUUGUUUUGGAGAAAUGGGUAUGCUGUUGUGGGGAUGUUUUCGAUGGUGUCUCUCUCCAAGUGGACCCAUUGUCUGCCUGACUCUUUUCUGUAGUCAUAGGCAACAAGGAAUUGCAUGCAGGCAAGUGAAUGGGAGAGUCACAACAUCCCUCUUCUGUGCCCAUCACAAAAGCCCCUUGGACUGCCAGAGGAGGGAAGACACCCACACGCUAUUAACAUUUUUUUGUAGGCUUGUGGGUUUAUUAACAAGGUUACUUCUGUGUGUAUUGCCCCGAUCCCUGUAUUUCAUAAUUGCUGCUAUUGCUAUGUACCUCACUUAGUUUUCUGGGGUGCAUAAAAGAUGGCGAGGUUCUCGCUCUGCAGCAAUACUCGUAAUGUGGAUGUCGGUUCCAGGAUUGGAGGUGGUGUGUGGCUGUGUUUGUGUAUGGCAGGGAAUUUUUCAUGAGACUCCACAUGAAUCCUACUAGCUGCUUUUAAUGGGGUUCGGGUGGAAGCAGGGAUAACAGUGAGCCUAGCAGCACAACAUGGGACUGCAUGAUGCUAGCGUGGGUGGUAUAAUAGGUACUUCUGAUAGUCUCUCCCCCCCCCCCAAUAGAUUGCUUCUUGGCUGCCUUUAGGGGAAAAGAAGUGGGAUGUAGGCAGAAGCCUGUAAGUGGGCCUAACCCACAUAGGAAAGCAGCUGAGCUGUGCCAGUGGCAGCAGCUCUUCAGUAACGUCUAAGGCAUGUGGUCACACCCUUGGGGAGCGAGCCAGCUUCCUGAUUGGAAGGGGAGGGGCAUUUCUGCUUUCCAGUGGUAGGGCAGGGCUGCAUCAUUUUAUACUUCCAGUCCUGACAGCGAGCCUCUGUGCCUUAAAGGGGCACUCCAGCUGGAGCGAGGAAAAUGCUGCUGCUCGCUUGAGGACCCUGUGUGCACACAAGAAAACAACUCCCAAGGCGGGGGCAGACAACUGCCCUUCCCCGGUAUACAGUGGUACCACCUCAGGUUAAGAACUUAAUUCGUUCUGGAGGUCUGUUAUUAACCUGAAACUGUUCUUAACCCGAAGCACCACUUUAGUUAAUGGGGCCUCCCGUUGCUGCACGAUUUCUGUUCUCAUCUUGAAGCAAAGUUCUUAACCCGAGGUAAUAUUUCUGGGUUAGCGGAGUCUGUAACCUGAAGCAUAUGUAACCUGAAGUGUAUGUAACCUUAGGUACCACUGUAGUUUUACCUACACCUUUUAUUCCAAGGAAGGUCUCCCUCAGUUCCUGGAAUUUUUUUGCAGUUCUAUGAUGCAAGGAGGGACAGGGGCAAUUUGGGUUGGUGUUCCUCCUCUGGAAGGUAACUGCCCCAGGUCAUUUCCCAUUCCUUAGCCUUGGUUAUUAUGAACAGUGUUCAAAAUUAGACAGGCUCCGGGUGCAUUUUGUAACCUUGGUUUAAGGAGCCACUUGGUGCCUAGCUUAUAUAUCUGAGUUUCUAACACAGCUUCUGAAGUGGGGCAUACCUAGUUGCUCAUUUCAACAUAGUUGUCUUGGCUUAGGAACGUGUUGGCCAAUGCCUUGCUACUGAAUAUUUAUGAAGAAGGCUGAUUGUAUUGGCUGCCUGGUAUCUUGGAAAUCUCUGCCUUUUGACUCUCUCUCUCCCUCCCCUGUGAAAGGUGAGGGGUCAGUGUGUUUGUUCAGUCAACUUUAAAUCGUAGUAGUAGUUAACACUGCUCUAGUAAAAAGAUUGAAGCCCUGCCCUUUCACGACACAUGUAUCUCAGCAAAUGUCAGUGUUUAUGAGAAGUCUGGAGCACUUGUUUGUGUCCAUGUAAUACCUAGCCUCCCUAAAUCAGUACUUGUGCCUUUUCAAGUACUUAGGUAGAACAACCACAUCAGUCUCUUUGAAAGAAGCUUAAAUUGAGGAAACUUGCUAUGGAGAAGCAAGCGUUUCUUUAUACUGAAGACAUAUAGUCACGGAGGCCAUAUCUGCACCAUACUAAACAUCUUUUAUAUGACUUCUUCCAAAGAAUCCUGGGAACCAGAGUUACAAUUCCCAGAGUGGUUUAACAGCCAGUCCCUCUUCCCAGGGAGUUGUGAGUAUUAUACCUCUGCAAAGGAGGAAAGCAGCUCUCAGCAUCCUAAACAAACUGUAGUUCCCAGAGCCCUUUGUAGGAAGGACCAAAUGUUAAGGUGGUGUAAUCAUACUUUAUAUGUCUGGUGCAGAAGUAGCCUAUGUUACAAAUAUAGUUGAGUUUUCUGAUGGAUGCAGUUUGCCCUUUGGAGUGUUCCUUCCACGUCUGCCUUCCCCUUUGAGAGUUGUGCAUGCUUGCGGAUGGAAGCCACAGAUCAUCCUAUGUGAUGUGUUGUACUUUCCCAGUUGAUAGAGGAUACAGUUUUGCACAUUGAGCCAUCUUUGUGGAGUUCUUCCUUCCAAUAAAAAGUUGUUCCAGCUGUGCUGAGUCCUUGUUAGUUGAUUGAAAUCCUGGCAUUUCUACUCUUAAUUGUUAAAAACAACAGCAACCCAUAAGCUUCAUUUUCUAGAGAGGUAGCUGUGUUAAUAUCUGUUUCAGCAGGAUAAGCAAGGAGACUUGUGGCCAUUGUACAAAAUUUGCCAGGUGCAUUUUGCAUCUGAUUGUCGGCCACUUGCAACCAAGUGAAGAUGCCUGAGUGACAGGAUGGCGCUUGACAUCACCAUCUGGAGGUGCACACCUGGGGAUCCUUGGAUCUUGACUGUUUUCACAUACUAAUACCCCAUCCUGUACAAUUCUAUUGGUUAUAUUUUAUCUGCACAAUCAGAAUGAAUUUCAGGAACCGAAAUGUUUUCUCUACAACGUGAACAGGAGCAGUGAACGACAUUAUAGUUAAUUUGUUGUAGAUUGUCUUCACUUACCCUGCUCACAGUUGUGAAUAAUGUUCAUAUGUUAUGAAUGGUCCAUGUCACCAUUAAGAAAAAGAGGUAGGAAUACGCCAGUAUAUAUCUGGACUGUCUCUAAAUAAAGUAGCUUUUCUUCUUGUAAGUUCUCAAAGCUCCUAACCUAGCUCAAGAAUGUAAUCUGAACUAGCCAGAUGUUUAACUAAUAAUCAAUCACAGUCCGUCUGUAGUUUGAAAAAUAAGACUUUAGAGCCGUCUUGCCCAAAAGACAUUCCGUUUUGGCAACUGUAACCUUGGUUUAAGGAGCCGUAUGGCACCUAGCUUAUAUAUUUUAGUUUCUAACACUGCUUGUUGCCAAGGUUAGAAAAAUUAUGACAUCGUAUUAUGACAUCAUAAAACAUCAAUACAUUGUAAGCCACAUGAACAAAUCCCUUCCAGAACUGCUGUCCGUUACCUGAUUGAAUAAUUAGUGACAAAACAUUUCUGUCCCCGUUUUCAUUUGUUCUCCAUCAAAUACAAGGGCAGAGAAAGCUUCCUGAAAAUUGAAAUACAGUCGUACCUUGGAAGUUGAACAAAAUCUGUUCUGGAAGUUGAUUUCCAAAAUGUUGGAAACCAAAGCGUGGCUUCUGUUUGGCUGCAGGAAGCUCUACUGGACGUUUGGGUUCCAAAGAACGUUUGCAAACCGGAACACUCCCUUUGGGUUUGUGGUGUUCGGGAGCCAAAACGUCCGAGUACCAAAGCGUUUGGGAUCCAAGGUAUGACUGUACAGUUUUGAUUGACUUUGGCAUACUUUUGCCCAGUUUGAGAUUUGCUGCUUCAUCCAAGCCCUGCAGGUGCAGGCAAGGACUAAGUAAGGCAAGGACUCAAAGAGGACUAAGUAGCAAAAGCUGCUGUUGUUGAGGCAGUUCCUACAGCCAGGUGUCUGGUCUUUUAGUGGUCCUGAAAUUUGGAGGUACACAAACUUUAGACCCCAGAGCACAGUCGGGGGCUGGGCUAGACUCGAGAGCCAUAUCUCAGUGGUGGAGAACAUGCAAAAAGUCCCUGACUCAUCUCCAUAGCAGAGCUGGGGAAGACCGCAGGCUUAAAAACCCUGCAGAGCUGCUUCCAGUCAGUGUAGGCUGCCCUGAACUAGAUAGGCCCAAUGUCCGCUGCAUUAUAAGGCAGCUUUUUAUGAGCAGAGAAGACCUUUGAAAGCUCACUGGGUUGGGGGGGAGUAUAUUGUUUUCUGCCUUGUUACCCAAUAAGAUUUCAUAAUAAAGUGCCAAAGUUUUUGGUUUUUUUUAAAGUGUUUAGCAGGAUUCAUCUGGCAUCCUGAUGCUCUUUUCCCGUUUGUGAUGCUUUGAGACAAAAGACCUGGCUUCACUUCAACUUAUUGUUUGUCACAGCUCCUCAGGGCCUGGUCUUGCUCCCCCUUCACGCUAUUCAAAUGAGAUUGUACUUUGGAAGCAACAGGCCGUCCACAACUAAUCAGUUUGGUUAGUGUGGAGUUUGUUCCAGGUUUCAAGUGCGCUCCACUCUCCCCUCAUUGGGUCCUUUUAGCAUCUGCGUAGUGGUUGUUGGCGUGAUUUUAGCCCUUGUUCUGACCUCUGCAUAUUUAUGCAAAGUGAAUCCGAGGAGAGGAGAGGCACAAGAGGAAGAAAAUUGGUGGCAGCGGAACAGCUACUUCCCCUGAACCACCAUUUUUUUUUUAUUUAAAAAAGACAAGCGGCCCGAGCUUGCUGGUUGCCAACAGCACAAAAGGAAAAUUCCAAGGCCUUUGAAACCCUGUUGCUUGAGAACACCACCUCAGAUCAUUUCUAACCUUUCCAGGGAGCCCCCUGGGAUGAGUUGCAACUUCAAAGGGCUUUUUGUAGCCUGCGGAGGAGUUGGGAGUGUCUGAACCGGGUUUUAUAAUGAGAGCAGGCUCCUUUAACCAUGGUUACCGUAAUAGCUUCCUAUUCGCUGUCCUGAGAGAGCCUGGAGGAAGCUUACCCCACCUCACUCCAUGACUGCUCCCUCUGUCUGCCCACCCCAGCCAAUAGCAGCAGCCACCUUCGCUGGCUUUGUUUAGCGUUGGCUUCAUUUCUCUUUCAGACGGGCAGCAGGUGCUGCCAACCCUAGCCUGCCUGCUGUGUGAGUUGGGGGGCCAUUGGCUUAUAUGGGGCAGAAUUUGGCUAAUGGAGCUAGCAUGCAGUGAUAAAGACUAGGGUGGAGCAGCAAGCUUGUCACUCGGUUGAUUCCCUUCCUUCCAGCUCCUGAGUGAGGUGGAACAGAACAUCUAUCUGGCAAUGAAGCUCUUUAACUUCAGCAGCAGGGGGCAAAGUGCAAAGGUUCACAUCCUGUGGUGCCUCUUUUGAGGAGGAGGAGGGGAGCAUAUCAGCUAGGAACCUCAGUCUCUGCUCCUUUAAUUCCUUCAGGAAUUCUGUGCACAAAGACAAAAAUCUCAGAAAGUUAAAGGAUUACAGCACCUGGGGAAUUUCCUUGAGCUUUGGCAAGGGUUUUCCCCUUGCAGACAUUGCUGUUUCCAGCCAAGUUGCCGUAGCUAAUGUGCUUGUUUGUGUCCCUUCCUUCUCUCCUCUCUCCCCCCCCCCCCAUAGGUCAUAGUUGCAGAAAUGGCUGAACAAGAGCCUACCCCCGAACAGCUGGCCCAGAUUGCAGCUGAAAAUGAAGAGGACGAGCACUCUGUCAACUACAAGCCCCCUGCCCAGAAGAGCAUCCAGGAGAUUCAGGAACUGGACAAGGAUGAUGAGAGUUUACGCAAGUACAAGGAGGCCCUGUUGGGAAAUGUUGCCAUCGCUGUCGGUGAGUCCCUGGAGGACGUACUUGGGCCUACUGUGUGAGGGAAGCAGGCCUUCUGAAACCUGCCCCACUUUCUCACACAUGCAUGCUUCUCCAAAAGUAUUUGGCCCUCUUCCAUUUGGAUGUGGUGUGGAAACCAUCUGGUCUAAGCCAAGAGCUGAGGUCCUGAGGAAAGAAGCUUGGGAGUUGCCCAGUCCUGAAAUCCAUGGUCUUGGAGGGGGGAAUUGUCUCUGCAAACUGGAACUUUAGACUUUGAAUAAACUCUACAGGUUUGUAAGCAGAACUAAGUCAGGAGUAAACUUGUGUAAGCCUUCUCUUGUCUCUCUCUCAACACACACACUGCUAAUUACUUUUUUGGGAGCACCUGAGAUGAUGGGGAAUAAGUACUGGUAGGUGAGUAGGGGGUGAGAAACUAUAAGGACCAGGGAACCAGAAGAGUUAAAGGCACAAAGCUUUCCUCUUAAUCUCAGUUUUGGGAUCCACUUGUGGCUUUCAGUACAGUCCGAUUGUGAAGAGAACAUUAAGUAAACUUAUCUUAAAGUGAAGACACAAAGGGUUGUAUCCAAUGAAGUUGACCUGUUAGCACACGGACUUUGGCCUGCACGAUAAGACUUCCCUUCACUCUCCCCAAAUUUGCUCAGCAGAGGUGGUGGUGGUGGAAAACCCAGAAUGGAGGUGCAUGGGGAGAAAGGAGGGAGAACAAGCCCAAUUGCACAGGCAGAGGUCCUUAAUGGGAGAAUUGAAUUGGAUACAACCCAAAGGCUCACCAGGUUGCAGGUUUGUUGACUGCUGCGCAGUACAUUGGUGGAUCCAUACUUGCCAUGCUUUUUUUGCUUCUCUGCUCUGCAGCCCAUGCCUGCAGCUAUCAAAUGAGACACUUAAGGGCUGGUCUGCUUACCCUCUGGUAUUUAUGCCUCAACUUCUCUUUCAGAUCCCAGCACUCCAAACGUGGUGGUAACAAAACUGACUUUGGUCUGCGCUACUGCUCCUGGACCCUUGGAGUUGGACCUCACAGGUGAGUGGGUUAGGUCAGAAUAUAUGAUCAGUCCUGUACAGGUAGGCUAGUCUGGCUCACCAUAGGAUCUUUCAAUCUCAAUACAUUGCAUUCUCACUGCAGAUAGCCAGCCCUAUACAAACUUCUACUACUACACAGAGUUUCGCCCUAUAGCAUUUGCUUUGCACCCAGUUUUGUAGAGAAGAGGUCAUUGCCAGAUCUGAGAGCCAUUUGAAGAGAGUUUUCCCUGCACAGUUGCUGCUGUGAUGUGGUUUAAGGCUCGUCUUGCCUAUUACAGAAUAGGCUUGUGUUAAAGUCAUCUUAGGGCUCAGCAUUGAUCCAUGAGAUAGACUAAGUCUUAGUUUCAGAGCAGCCAAAUUUAUAUUUCGCUGUUCAGACAGCCUACCGGUCCAGUGGUAGAGCAGUCUCCCAGCAAAGGCACAUGCCUCAUUUCACAUCUGCACCUUUGCAUUCUGGGAAAGGUCUGCCAGACUUUGGCUAGGAGAGAGUGCAGUUUGCCGAGUUGUAGCAGAGCUGCCAGCUGGAAUAAGCAGGUUGCCAGAGGGAAAACCAAUCUGGACCUGAAUGCACAAUUCUCUUUUUCUUUCUUUUUGGAAAGAAGGAAAUAUUAGACUACAGUAGGACUCGAUGCAAACCCAGCCAUUUUACCGAGUGCUGCAGUGCCAGCUGAAUAGCCUGCAAAAUGGCCUAGUAUACGUGCCUUUGGAUUGUCUGAAAGAGUACAGUGAAGGCAACUGCUUGACCUCAAUACGCAGGGAGUUCCAAAGGGCAGGUGCUGCCACACUAAAUAAUCAAGUUCUUAAAAAUGAGGAACGGGUAUUAUGUGGUGCCAAUCCUAAGUAAUCAAAUGGACACAUGUGGAGGAAAGGGAUCUCGUAGGUAAACUGGUCCCAAGUUGUUAAGGGCUUUAUAUGCUAAUAGUACAUAGAAAUCAAUGUGCUGCUCUUUGCUUUAAAACUCUCAGUGGAAAGUUUGCCUGUCUUUGAUUCCUGCCUUCUCCUUGCUGUUCAGGUGACCUGGAGAGUUUCAAGAAGCAGUGCUUUGUGCUGAAGGAAGGUGUUGAAUACCAGCUAAAAAUCUCUUUUCGGGUGAGGUCUUUUGUCAUAUUGGUCAGCCUUCGGUUCGCUAAGCACAUUGCUCUGGCCUUUAGGAUUUUGUGUGUCAGAGAAAAGUGCAUGUUGGCUGAUGGAAUUCUCUGUCUAUUUAGGUGCACAAAGAGAUUGUUUCGGGGUUGAAGUAUAUUCAGCACACAUUCAGGAAAGGAGUAAAAAGUAAGUGUCAAGGAGUGGGGGGGGGGGGUCAUGUGCAGUGGAUCCCAUACCUUUCAUUUGCUUUUUACAGAGCAAAAAAAGGGGGGGCCUUUGCAAUGGUUUUUCAGAAGCGUUCUGUCAACUUUUAGUUUGAAACAUUACCUCAAUAAAACUGGAACUUGGUGUUUAAGCUAAUACAGAGGAUGUGUUGCUUCCGCUUGAAUGCCAACCAUGCAGGCGGCAGCAGCGAGUGAUUCCAAUGGCUUUGGAAGGCUGGCUCUUCCCUCUCCCCACAAAAACUCUUUGGAGAGUCAUGGGCGUAUUUCAGAUAUUCCGGUUCACAUAUUGUGUCUGUGUUUUUUCUCCUUCUAGUUGACAAGACUGACUACAUGGUUGGGAGCUACGGGCCACGUGCCGAGGACUACGAGUUCCUGACCCCCAUGGAGGAAGCCCCCAAGGGCAUGCUGGCUCGGGGCAGCUACAACAUCCGAUCCAAAUUUACAGACGACGACAAGACAGACCACCUUUCCUGGGAGUGGAACCUGAACAUCAAGAAGGAGUGGAAGGAUUAGCCCUUCCCUAGCCAAAUCCUGAGAGUUGCUCAGACAGCGGCUACAGUAGAAAACCCCCCCACCCUGUACCAAAGUGCUGGCAUUUGAUACCCUUCCCCCUUCCCCAUUCUUAAGCUCAUCAGGAAGACCUUUUGGCUCAGCGCCCCACAUAUUUCCUCCCAAGAAUCACUGAAAGAAAUUGACCAAACCUGCACUGUCUGGCCCAAGCGCAGAGGUGGAAGUGCUCCCUCUCCUUUCUCUGGCCUCCCGAUUACGAGGUCUGCUGCUUCUGACCCACUUUGAAUACAUUUCAGGCAGGUGCUGAAGGGGAAGCAAUAUUCCUGCCUGCAGGGGAGAGGAUUCGGAGGCACUCCUGUCUCUGGGUGAUGGGCAAGGUGCUGAGGAAUCGAUUCCAUGCAGAGCUGGGAACUGCCUGCUGCCCCCCCGUCCGUCCCCAAUUGUUUCCAGGCUCAAUCAUGUUCAUGGCCUGCCCCUUCUCCUCCGGAGACAUGGGUCGGCUUUCCAUUUGUGAUGGUUUCCUGUAACCAUGAUGCCUUAAUGUGUGUAACAUACAUCCUCCAGGGAGGGCCCCCCCCCGACCUUGUUACACUUUUUAUAUGUGCUCCUGUCCUGUCCCCCAACACAUACCCCUCCCUCCUCCUGAUUUUGCAUCUUCUGGCCAGACCAUCCCCCUGCUGAGGCUGAUGUCUCAAGGGCUUAAGCUGCUACCCCUUACAGGUUCCCUGUGGCCAGAGAAGCGCUUGCUUCCAGCUAGGGAGGUGGGGCCUGUUGGUGGGCGUGGAAGUUACGAGUGCCACUGUCAUCUCCAUCUUAGUUCUGUCACACCUAAACUGGCUGCAAAGCCCUGCAGUCCCAGGGCAGUCCCUGGGUUUCAGGGCUGGAAGAAGGAUUGGCCCAGCUCAGCUGCUCCUCACCUGAUCCGAACAAAAGAGCUUGCUAUGGACAAAUAUUCGAGAGCAGUGAAUGCCUUAUGUCUGUUCUGCCUUUGAAAUCAUGUGCCUGGCCUGUCAGUAUUUAUUAUUGCCUUGAUUAGAUGCUUCUCCUUCAUGAUGCCCGGACAGCCCUGCCCCCCCCCAGUAGAAACCCCACUGGCGUGGAAAGAGGAGGCCUUGCAGGGCCUGCUCUCUGUUUUGUCAGGUGGGCACGUUCCAGCUCAGCAGCCCAACUCAGCGGGGCUAUUGCGAGUCCCCAACUUGUGUUAGAACUGGGACCAAGCGUGUGUGUGCGCGGUUCUCUUUCAUAGCUACGUCUCUGCCCCCGACUCCUCUUCCCCACUCCGUCCCUUGCAGGAAUUUUUUUUUUUUUGGGGGUUAAAUUGAUUUGAUGCGUUUUUGUCUGUAAAUCUAAAGAUCUGGAGUAACAGAUUUGGAAUCAUCAGCUUCCCCUUUUCUGACGGUAAAAUAAAAUCUUGAAACUGACAUGGU